This is a messenger RNA of Coffea eugenioides, 1205 nucleotides long. RefSeq names its product NADH-ubiquinone oxidoreductase chain 3. The transcript has a single exon. NCBI's taxonomy places the organism in Eukaryota, Viridiplantae, Streptophyta, Magnoliopsida, Gentianales, Rubiaceae. The record is from RefSeq and is a predicted model, not a curated record. Bases 824 to 1180 code for a protein of 118 amino acids. Gene Ontology annotation, molecular function: NADH dehydrogenase (ubiquinone) activity. Gene Ontology annotation, cellular component: NADH dehydrogenase complex.
GUCUUGCUGGAUGGAAUCUCUUUGCUUUUAAGGAUCUCUUUCCCCAAAAACUUUCUUUCACUACGCCCCUUAACUUUUGAACUACUUGAAUUGAACAAGGAAGGCAGGGGGGGGGUUGCAAGCGAGGCUGCAGUCCUUCUAUGUUGUUCAAAUCUAAUGAAGUUUCUCUGGACGAAAAAGAUCCAUUUUGAGACUCGACACCGUAACGCACAUUUAUGAUUCCAGCCGAGAAGACUAGUCCCGGAAAGAAAAACAAUGAGAGCACUACCAAAAACUCUAUCUAUUAAUCAGUAUAGCUCGAACCUUAACCCACAACCCCUUACACAAGAUGCUUUAAUAGAACUAGAAGUUUCUAAUUCUAUUUCAGAUCUUGGGUAUGAAACAAGUAAUGCAGCAAGCCGAGCUCUUUCCAAUAGUUCCUCUUCUGAUGCAUCCACUGGGGUCCAAAAUGAGCUGCCUUCUUCUUCUCCACAAGAUCUGAAUGAAACAUUCUAUAAUAUCUCUAAUUUCUUUCAAGGGAAAUUAGACGAAAUAGGAGUAGACUUGCCAUCCAACUGGUCUCUCCAAGAAUUUAUCCAGAUGGUGAUUGGGGAAGAAGAGGUGCUAGACUCCUCUUAUCUAUCAGAUGUCUACUCUAACCUUGUGGAGUGUGGAUUUUAUAGCAGCUAUUGGGAAGAAGCUUUCGAAUUAAUCAAAUUAAUUCAUGGGUGGUAGAUUUUGAGAAAUUCGUUCUUUUCUUAUCUUAUGAAGUUUGUUUGGUGAUUUUUUUUUCCGGUAUGCUGCUCCGCGAGCAAGGAGCGAGAGAACCAAGUGGGCUGUGGUGAUGUCAGAAUUUGCACCUAUUUCUAUCUAUUUAGUGAUGAGUCCGCUAGUUUCUUUGAUCCCACUCGGUGUUCCUUUUCCAUUUGCUUCCAAUAGUUCGACCUAUCCAGAAAAAUUGUCGGCCUACGAAUGUGGUUUCGAUCCUUCCGGUGAUGCCAGAAGUCGUUUUGAUAUACGAUUUUAUCUUGUUUCAAUUUUAUUUAUUAUUCCUGAUCCGGAAGUAACCUUUUUCUUUCCUUGGGCAGUACCUCCCAACAAGAUUGAUCCGUUUGGAUCUUGGUCCAUGAUGGCCUUUUUAUUGAUUUUGACGAUUGGAUCUCUCUAUGAAUGGAAAAGGGGUGCUUUGGAUCGGGAGUAACCACUAGUGAUAGGGCAAGAAUCGG